[Candida] anglica is the source of this 1692-nucleotide messenger RNA. NCBI's taxonomy places the organism in Eukaryota, Fungi, Ascomycota, Pichiomycetes, Serinales, Debaryomycetaceae. The record is from the annotation of a GenBank genome assembly.
AUGACUAUCACCAUUCCUUGGUUUAUCCCACAUCUUCGUCAUGUUGAGGACCACAACAGUGAAAAAAGUUUUGAAUCAUCUUCUAUUGAAUCUGAGCAAGAAAUUAGGGAAUAUAGAGAUGAAGCAAAUAGACCAUGGUAUAAGUUUUUCGACGAAUAUGAAUACAGAUAUACCGAUAAGCAAACCAAUGAACAUCGUUGGUGGAAUUGGUUUGAAAAGGGUACAUCUGAUGCAGAGAAAAAACUUGUUUGGAAACUUUAUAUUUUGGUUGGGUUUUACUCCUUUUUAGGGUAUUGGAUUAAAUAUCUCGAUUCUUCAAAUCUUAAUAAUGCAUACGUCAGUGGGUUGAAAGGUGAUAUAGGAAUGAAGGGAAAUGAUCUUAUUGAUACUCAAGUAUUAUUCUUAGUUGGUGGUGUUAUUUUUGAACUUCCAUGGCUUUUCUUACUUCCAAGAGUUCCAAUUACUUAUGUUUUAUUUGCAUGUGAAUUUGCUUGGAGUAUUUUAACUCUUGCACUUUAUAAGGUGACCGAUGUGGCAACAUUAAAGGCUUUGAGAUUUUUAAUCGGGUGUUGUGAAGCAGCAUAUUUUCCUUGUGUUCAUUAUCUCUUUCUGGUUUGGUUCAAGAGUACUGAAGUUGGAAGAAUUGGAGGUAUUUUUUAUAUUGGUCAAUUCUUAGGAAUUUUAACUUCAGGAUUAUUACAAGGAGCCGCUUCAAAGCUUCAUGGGUUGAAAGGAUGGCAAUGGAUGUUUUUGAUCGAUGGGUUAAUUUCUCUUGCAGUUGCAAUUAUUGGAUUAUUUAGUCUUCCAGGAACCCCAACCAAUUGUUAUUCAAUUUGGUUAACUGACGAUGAAAUUAGACUAGCUAGGAAAAGAAUGAGAGAGAAUCAUACAGAUAUUAGUCCCACUGUUAAAUCAUUUUUCCAUUGGCCAACUUGGAAAAACAUUCUUACUUCAUGGCAUUUCUGGCUACUUCUGUUAGCGCAAAUGUGUGGAUUUAAUACAAAUAGUGCAUCUUCCGGUUCGUUUGCUCUUUGGCUUCUGUCAUUAGAUAGAUACUCUAUCGCGAAGUUGAAUAACUUGACCACAAUCCCUCCUGCUUUGGGUAUUCUUUGGAUUAUUCUCGUAUGUGGAGGUGCGGAUCUUACCCGUAAAAGAUUUUUGUGCAUCAUUUUUUCACAAUUUAUGAACUUUGUUGCCAAUACUAUUUUAGCAACUUGGCAUGUUAGUGAGACUGCUAAAUGGGCUGGGUUCCUGUUGACCUAUUUUUCAUGGUCUCAGAGUUCAGUUUUCAAUCCAUUGAUAAAUGAUAUUCUUCGUCAUGAUGCUAAUCAAAAAUCUAUCGAAUGGAUGAUUAUCUACAUAUUAGGGUUGCAAUCUAAUGCAUGGAUUUCCAGAUUGGUUUUCCCAACAACUGACGCUCCUAGAUUUAAGAGGGGGUUUGCAUCAUGUGCUGGGUUUAGUAUCGCAUUCAAUUUAAUUCUUCUGGUUGCAUAUUUCUUUUACAAAAGAGAUGAGCGUAAGAAUGCACUUCGGAAUGGAAUUUACAUUUAUAAUAGUGCAAAGGGAGAAAUUCCCCCUAUAGAUCUGAAAGUUGCAUUAAAUCGCGAUGACGAAGAUGAAGAAUUGGAAGGAUCAGAAAAAGAUGAAAAACAUAUUCAAACAAAGAUUGAAGUUAGGGAAUCAACUCUUUAA